Messenger RNA from Clunio marinus, 1189 nucleotides. Lineage: Eukaryota; Metazoa; Arthropoda; Insecta; Diptera; Chironomidae. The record is from the annotation of a GenBank genome assembly.
UUCUAGUCAACAUCAAGUUUAAAAUGAGUGAAGAAAAAGAUAAGAAAAAAGAAGAAAUUGACGAGGUCAUGGAAGAAAUGCAAGCUGAAACAUCAAGAAAAAGACCUAAUGUUGUUCAUGACGAAAUUGAUGUUAAAGGUCAAUUUUCAAAAGUGGUUGCCAAAAUUUUUCAGCCAUCUAGAAAGAAAUCAACUUCUAAAAUUUCAAAACCAACUAAGGAACGAUAUUAUGAUCCCGCAUUUAAGAGAUUUGGAAUAGCAGUGAUAUUUAAUCAAAUUACAUUCUCUGGUAUGGAUAAAAGAAGUGGAACGAGAAAAGAUGCUGAAGACUUGAGCAAUGUUUUGGAAAAAAUUGGAUUCGAAGUAGAAGUUUGGGAAGAUUUCACAACUAAACAAAUCCGAAAUAAAUUAAUUUCAUUGUCAGAAAGUGAUCAUUCAGACUGCUAUUGUUUGCUUGUCACGCUGAUGACCCAUGGAGAUGAAGACGGGCAAGUUUAUUCACGUGAUGGAGAGUUUAAUGUUCAGGAACUUUGGGAAAACUUCUUAGGAGAAAAUUGUGAAAGUUUAGUGACAAAACCAAAACUUUUCUUCGUUCAAGCAUGUCGGGGUCGAAUGGUUGAUCCUGGAGUGAUAUUUAAACCGCAACCUAAAUUAAGAAUGAUGCGUAUGUCUGAUACUGUCGACGCUCAGAACGUCGAACCAGAUUAUUAUGUGUUACCAUCAAUGGCAGAUAUACUCGUAAUGUACUCAACUUCCGAAGGUUAUUAUUCAUUCCGAAAUCCAAGUGAGGGAUCGUGGUUUAUUCAGGCUUUAUGUCAGGAAUUGAGUGAAAAUUUAGAAUGUGAUUUGAUGACUAUACUCACUGGAGUAAAUAGAAGUGUUGCCUUUGCAAAGCAAUCAAACGUUCCUAAUUCAAGUUAUCAUGAGAUGAAACAAAUGCCAUGCAUAUUGUCAAUGCUCACCAAAACAAUGUACUUAAAGAUAUCAGAAAGAUUUUUAGAAGAUCAACUUGAAAAUGCUUAAUGCGAUUAGUUAGUUAAAUCAGCUAAGAAUUCUUUCUGAAAUUUUAAAACUUUUCGUUCCUAGUCUCAAGGUAAAAACAAAACGAUGACUCAAUGUCAUCAUCAAAAAUCGUGAUAAGUUAGACUUGAUAACAAACAGCUACUUAAUCUAUUUGUAUCUAAUACAAA